Molecule: messenger RNA, 1323 nt
Organism: Carya illinoinensis
Lineage: Eukaryota; Viridiplantae; Streptophyta; Magnoliopsida; Fagales; Juglandaceae
Product: homeobox-leucine zipper protein ATHB-20-like
Exons: 3
Coding region: 185-1060 (291 amino acids)
Biological process (GO): positive regulation of DNA-templated transcription
Cellular component (GO): nucleus
Molecular function (GO): DNA-binding transcription factor activity, RNA polymerase II-specific; sequence-specific DNA binding
Source: RefSeq, a predicted model, not a curated record
GUCACGAUUUAAAACUCUCCCUCUCUCUCUCCAAAGCAGUCGCCGUCUUUGAUCAGUCUGUGCACCCAUCGCCUCCUGAUGUUUCUGCAAAACCCGUCAUCAGCAUGAGAAUGAGAGCCAGACCAUAACCCACCUACAGCACCAUAAAUUGUUGCGGAAAGAUCUACAAAGCAUAGGGCCAUGCAUGGUAUUCUCCAAUGACAUGAUGGCCUUCGCACCAUCUCAUAGUUUCAAUUUCCAAAGUCAAGGAGAUGGUCAAGAUCACCUCCCUUCCUGCAACACCCUCCGCGCAUGUCUUCCUCAACAAUACUAUCACGGUGGUGCGCCUUCCUUGAUGAAGAGAUCGAUGUCGUUUUCGGGCAUUGACAACAAGUGUGAAGAAGUGCAUGGAGAUGAUGAGUUGUCAGAUGAUGGAAUACAGAUUGGGGAAAGGAAGAAGAGGCUGAGUUUAGAACAGGUAAAGGCGCUUGAGAAGAGCUUUGAAUUGGGAAACAAGCUGGAUCCAGAGAUAAAAGUGCAGCUGGCUAAAGCUUUGGGCCUGCAACCAAGACAGAUAGCUAUAUGGUUCCAAAACAGGAGGGCUAGGUGCAAGACCAAGCAAUUGGAGAAAGACUAUGAGGUCCUGAAGAAACAGUUUGAAUCCCUCAAGGCUGACAAUGAUGCUCUUCAGGCCCAGAACAAGAAGCUUAACGCAGAGUUAUUGGUUCUAAAAAGUAAAGACCAGACAAAUGAAGCCGGGUUUAAAAGCAUGAAGAAGGAAAUCGAGUAUUCUUGGAGCAAUGGGAGUGAGAAUAGUUAUGAUAUCAACUUGGAUAACUCAAGAACACCGAUAACGAAUGGCCUAAUAUCUUUACAAUUAAGCAGUAAGAACCUCUUCCCCUCAUCCCUUACAAGGCCUACAAGCAUGCCCCAACUCCUCCAAAACUCAUCAAGAUCCGACCACUUCCAAUGGGUGAAAACUGGCCAUAUGACUCAAGAAGAAAGCCUCAGCAACAUGUUCAACAACAUCGAAGACCAGCAUGAUUUUUGGCCGUGGCCCGAGCAGCAGCAUUUCCAUUGAAGCAAGCUUCUCAAACAAUUGACACUCCAAAAUUUACGCGCUUCAUUUAAGGGCGCCUGGGUCUUUUAAUUUAUGUUGUAUAGAUUUGAAAUAUCUAGCUGCUCCAAUUUCAAGUGUGCUGGAAAUCAGUUUGGGAGAGCGAUCAAACUCUGAAAAACACACUAUGUUUUUCUUCAUUUUCUGGAUUUUGAUACAUAAGCUAGGUUGAGUGGGUUUCCAGCUCUGGCAUGUAGGCUAUGAAAUAAAAAAACAUGAGUUUUUAA